Messenger RNA from Hyaloscypha bicolor E, 3726 nucleotides. Its product is annotated as WD40 repeat-like protein. The record is from RefSeq and is a predicted model, not a curated record. Gene Ontology annotation, molecular function: protein binding. The transcript has 2 exons. Bases 1 to 3726 code for a protein of 1241 amino acids. NCBI's taxonomy places the organism in Eukaryota, Fungi, Ascomycota, Leotiomycetes, Helotiales, Hyaloscyphaceae.
AUGCCGCUCAUGUAUGGCGAGGGAGACCAUGCGUUUGCUCGACUGCAAAAAGAGAUCAACAGGAAGCACGCAGAGAAUGCCACAUUGGAUUAUUUAACCUUCAAAUUACCUACCGCCCCUCAAGCAGCCUUCAACUCCUUCGACAAUCAGCAUGGGGCAACUUGUCUUGCAGACACCAGAGUCGAACUUCUCCAAGAAAUAACAGAAUGGGCUGAUGGGCAGGAUAGGAGGUGUAUCUUCUGGCUAAAUGGGAUGGCGGGCACAGGUAAAUCCACUGUCGCUCGUACCAUCGCCAGGAUAUACCAUGAUCGAGGCAAUCUAGGAGCGAGCUUUUUCUUCUCGAGGCGAGGUGGAGAUGUCGGUCUCGCCGACAAGUUGUUCACCACUCUCGCCUCCCAGCUGGCGAUGAAAAUACCAUCUGCAAGAAGAUACAUCCGUGAAGCUAUCAUGGAGCAUACAGAUAUUGCGGUACAAUCUCUCCGGGACCAGUGGGAUCAAUUGAUCCUCCAUCCGCUCUCAAAAAUCGAAGGAAUUUCUUCUCCUUCGAUAAUUGUACUCGUCAUUGAUGCUCUGGAUGAAUGCGAUAGUGAGAGGGAUAUCCGGAUCAUUUUGAGGCUCUUGGCUACGACGAGCUCACUUGUGAAGAUCCGAUUGCGAAUUUUCAUCACAAGUAGACCAGAGAUUCCGGUCCGUUGCGGAUUCUCCCAGAUAGAAGCUGAUCGUCAGGUCUUCGUUCUUCACGACAUAUUGGCAACAAUAGUGGACCGUGAUCUUCGACUUUUCUUCGAACAUAGCUUCUCAACUAUCAGAGAAGAACGUGGCUUUGCUGUCGACUGGCCUGAUCGUCGAGUAAUCAGGCGCUUGGUCGAAACUUCGUGUGGUCUCUUCAUCUGGGCUUCCACUGCGUGCCGGUUUAUUCGUGAGGGCAGGCAGCUUGCUGACAGGCGAAUAUCAAUCCUCAUCAACGACCAUCGCUCUGGCGCAGGUCCGGAAAAGCAGUUGGACGACAUCUAUAUCACUGUUCUCAAAGAUUCUAUUCAGCCGGACUACAAUGAAGAGGAGAAAACAGAACUGAUCGACAAGCUAAGAAACGUACUUGGAAGCAUCGUGACUCUCUUCUCUCCGCUUUCUGUGGACUCCCUGGCAUAUUUGCUUAACAAGCCACCACGCUAUAUAUUGGAGAUACUGGCAGAUUUGCAUACAAUAUUCCACAUCCCUAGCCAAACAAAUCGCCCACUCCGUCCGCAUCAUCCCACAUUCCAUGACUUUCUUCUUGACAAGGACCGUUGCAGUGACCUCGAUUUUUGGGUAAACGAGAACCAUGCUCACAAAGCUCUAGGCGACAACUGCAUACAGCUUAUGUCGGAGAUGCUCAAAAGAAAUAUCUGUGGCCUCCAAUCACCAGGCACCCUUAUCAAAGAUGUUGACCCCGAUCUGAUAGAGCAAUGCAUUCCACCGGAGCUCCAAUACGCAUGCCUUUACUGGAUUCAGCAUUAUCGACAGAGCAGGAUACGUCUCUGCGAUGGGGACCCAGUCCAUUGUUUCUUCCAGAAGCAUUUCCAUCAUUGGCUGGAGGCCGUCAACCUAAUAGGAAGGGGCUCUCUCGUAGUUUACCUACUCAGAAUGUACCAUUCUUUACUUGAGCACGCAGAGAAUUUGCGCCAAAAUCCAUUUGUUAAGGAUGCAAGACGAUUUGUGUCGGCGUUUCAAUCAAUAAUGGAACAGGCACCUCUCCAGACGUAUUGCGCCGCUCGUACGGUCAUGGCGCCCACCAAUGAACUUAGGCACCAUUUUUGGAGUCAAAUACGGCCCUGGAGCAAAGAUCGCCGAAUCGCCGAAGCAACCGAUGCUAAGGACGAAUAUAAUUUCGUCAACGAUAUAGCUUUCACACCCGAUGGCCGGCAUGUCGCCUCGGGAUCAGUCGACGAAGUAGUAAGGGUUUGGGACGUAGCAACAAAAGCUACGCUCUGCAAAUUCGAGGGGCAAAUAGACAAAGUCAGUUCUGUGGCAGUCUCACUGGAGGGAACGAUGAUUGCCUCUGGCGCGGACGACACCACUGUCAUGGUUUGGGAUUGGGAAUCAAGAGCUGUGCGUUACACUUUUAAGGGGCACUCACGUUGGGUGAACUCCGUGGUGUUCUCACCGGAUGGCACGCUGCUCGCGUCAGGCUCGAUGGACGAAACGGUUCGAAUCUGGGAUUUGGAGAGAGGACAGGAGCUUGCUGCUUUUGAUGGCAACUCAAGUUGUGUCAAUUCCGUUGCAUUCUCACCCGACGGCUUAUUACUCGCAUCAGGCUCAGCAGAUCAAAUAGUGCGACUCUGGGACAUUGUGAAGAGAGAGCUACGCAUGUCGCUAGAUGGCCAUGCAGGCGUCGUCAACUCUGUUCGAUUCUCACCAGACGGGAAGCGAAUUGUAUCAGGAGCAGAUGAUAUGACAGCCAAGCUUUGGGACACGAUUACAGGAACAGAGUAUAUGACUCUGAAGGGACAUCGAAAAAGGGUCAUGACUGUUGCAUUCUCUCCGGAUGGGCAUACCGUCGCCUCGGGCUCCGAAGAUAUGAGUAUCAAGUUUUGGAAUGCAACUACCGGAACCCUAAUAAGGACACUAAAAGGCCAUACCAGCGGCAUCAAUGCUGUCACAUUUUCCCCGGAUGGCCGGCUUCUCGUAUCGGGUGCAUUCAAUGACGAGGUCAGACUUUGGGAUAUGGAGAGUGGGGAAGCACGUGGGGAGUUUGAUGAGUUCGAGGAGGAUACCCUAUCAACCUCGGGCGAAAAGGUGAACCCUCUCAACCCUGAAUUGAUCGCCGUUGCGGCAGGGGAGUUGAAAGAGAAGUCAAGCGCGAUUACCAGCGUAGUCUUCUCACUAGAUGGUCAGCUAGUUGCGUCCAGUUCACACGAUACCACGAUCAAGUUGUGGAACAAAAAUGGAGUGGAGCGCUGGCUACUCGUAGGCCAUUUAGGUACUAUUAGCUGCCUCGCAUUCUCGCCAGAUACCCGCUUAAUUGCGUCGGCCUCGACGGACAAAACGGUCCAGCUUUGGAACACUGCAACAGGAGCAGUAUUGUAUACACUUGAGGGUCAUUCUGGCAAUGUCUGCCUCAACCGAUUCUCAUUGGACGGGAAGUUCCUCGCUUCAUGUUCUACUGACAAAACAGCCAUACUUUGGCACGUUGGAACUGGGGCAAUAUGGUGCAAGCUUGAAGGGCACUCAGAUACAGUCAACGAUGUCUCGUUCUCGCCGAACGACAAUCGCUUUGUCGCAUCGUGCUCAGCAGAUGCGACAGUCAGACUGUGGGAUGUUUCCACAGAGGUGGCUUCCCGAACUCUCACAGGCCAUUCAGCUAUGGUGAACUCGGUCGCAUUCUCAUCGGACGGCAAGCUGCUGAUCUCUUGCUCGGCGGACACUACCAUCAGGCUCUGGAAUACAGCAGGAGCCCCGUGCGGAACGCUCAAAGGCCACACGCUUUCGGUCAACUCGGCGGCGUUCUCGCCAGACAACAAGCUGGUGGUAUCUUGCUCGGAAGACGAGACGGUCAGACUCUGGGAUUCGGAAUUAAAAUCCGCGCAAGGCGUGCUCAAAUUCGCGGUGGCGAUUCGCACCGUGUGCUUCUCCAGUUGUGGCCAAUACAUCGAGACUAAUAGAGGGGUGUUAGACAUUGGCUUGUUUUCCCUUAGUUCUCCUUCAACUGCCUUAGACCGCUUAUUCACGCUCUUCAUCAAGAGUUAA